AUGAGAGCAGGUCAGACCCUUAACCCAAUAACUAAUCCUACUCCUCCUCCUCCUCCUCCUGCUGCUGCUGCUAAUCCUGCUGCUGCUGCUGCUGCUGCUAAUCCUGCUGCUGCUGCUGCUGCAAGUCCUGCUGCUGCUGCAGCAAGUCCUGCUGCUGCUGCAGCAAGUCCUGCUGCUGCUGCUAAUACUGCUGCUGCAGCAAAUGGUGCUGCUGCAGAAGAUUCUUAUCCUCCAGCUAAUCCUGCUGCUGCAUCAAAUCAUGCUGCUGCAACACCUGCUGACAACGCGUGGGUGUUGACGAAUUUCCCGCUGCAUCGAAAGUGGGCUGCCGACAGAGAGCUGCUUGGCUGCGACAAUGAUUCAUUUUAUUGUUCAACGUGGGAGCGUAUACGUCAAGAAAGCUCUCAGAUAGAGAACAGCUCCCGCGGAGAGGAGUUAAAAGAUAUGCGGCUUGCUGGGGUUGUCUCUGCAUUAAAAGCACUAGAAGCAGAAAUGCAGUAUAAUAGCGCUAAGCUAAUUGCUGGUGAAGCAGCAGACCCUAAACUCAUCGACUGCUACCAGUACGAUGAUCAGCCCCUACGCAACCUUCUCGAGGAGCAGCAGCGGCUGCUAGAGGAGCAGCAGCAACGUGAAUUAGAGAUGGAAAUACAAAGAGAAGCUCUAUUUGAAGCUGCAAGAAGAGAAGAAGAAGAAAAACAAUUAAAAGCAGAGAUGGAGAAGAAAGCGAAAGAAGAAGCAGAAAGAAAAGCCAAAGAAGAACAGGAAGAAAUGCAGCGUCGGCGAGAGGAGCGCCGCCGUCGUCGCGCUGAGUUGGGCAGCAGCAGCAGCAGCAGCAGCAGCAGCAGGAGCAGCAGCAUGAGCAGCACAGGGAGAGAUAACAGCAGCGACAAUAAUGGUCGAGUUGGCAAUGAGAAAGCAAGGCCGAGUGUCUCUCCAGUUGCUGAAGGGUUUAGAAGUUUAAUAGAAAGAGAGAUUGAGCGCAGCAGAAGAUCGUCUGCUAGCUGCAGAGUUGUAGAAGGACAUGAUGAAUUAGGUUCUGCUGCUGCAGCAAGCGAACAGCAGCAGCUAAGCGCUCUUCCAAGCGAUGUUAUAAAUGCCUUCGAACCCCAGAUGCAGCAGCAAGGAGUUAAUCCCUGUGAUGCAGAUCUGCAAGCUUUUGCUACUCUUCUUGCUUCUAAGCUUAUGCAUGUUGCUGCAGCAGACAGCAGAGAAGAAACUACCCAACUGCAGCAGCAGCAGCAGCAGCAGCAGCAGCAGGAGCCGCAGGUGCAGCAAGGACCAGUGAUGCAACAGCAGCAGCAAAUGCAACUGCAACAGCAGCAAAUGCCGCCGCCGCAGCAGCAGCAGCAGCAGCAAAUGCAACUGCAACAGCAGCAAAUGACGCAGCAGCAGCAGCAGCAAAUGCAACAGCAGCAGCAAAUGCUGCAGCAGCAGACAAUGCUGCAGCAGCAGACAAUGCAGCAACAACCACUACAGCAGCAGCAAAUGCAGCAACAGCCGACGCAGCAGCAGCAGCAAGUGCUGCAACUGCCAUUGCAGCAACUGCCUCUGCACCAACAGCAAAUGCAGCAGCAGCAGCAAAUGCAGCAACAAUCGCGGGUGCAGCAGCAACAACUGCAGCAAUUGCCAACGCAGCAGCAGCCAAUGCAGCAGCAGCCAAUGCAGCAGCAGCAGGCAAUGCAGCUGCAGCAGCAAAUGCAGCAGCAGCAAGCGCAGCAGCAGCAAGCGCAGCAGAAAUCCAUGCCGCCUCUACCACUGCAGCAACAGCAAGUGCAGCAGCAGCAGCAAAUGCACCCAGUUCAGCCGCAGCAGCAGCAGUUAGUGCAGCAGCAAGGGCAACAACAACAACAACAACACCAACAGCAGCAGCAGCAGAAUGAGCAGCCAGUAGAAGGUAAUAACCAACUUCAAGGAUCCCCAGUUGCAGCAGCAGCAGCAGCAGCACAGCUACCAGCAGCAGCAGCAGCAACAGCACAACAACCACCAGCAGCAGCAGCACCAGCCUCACAAGCAACAGCAGCAGCAGACCCUGAAGCAACGGUGCAACCGCAGCAGCAGCAGCCCAACUCUACUCAAGCAGACGGUGCAGCAGCAGCAGCAUCACCAGCAUCAGCACCAGAAGCAGCAGCAGCACGAACAGCAGCAGCAGCAGCAGCAGCCCAAUCACCGGAUGUAAUACCAGCCGCCUCACCAAUGGCGUUACCAGACGCGUUUGCAGCAGCAGAAGAAGCAGCAGAUGUAUCAGCAGCAGCAGACGGAACAUCAGCAGGAGCAGCAGCAGAAGGAGCAGCAGCAGAAGGAGCAGCAGCAGCAACAGCAGCAGGAGUUGAGCUGCAGUUUGAUGAGUAUGGGUUUGUUUAUGAUGAACACGGCUAUGCAUACGACAGCCAAGGCGUCUGUCGAGGGUAUUUCGGCGAAGACGGGACAUUUUUUUAUUUUGAAACGCAAGCAGUAGAUGCAGCAGCAGCAGCAGCAGAAGACCAGCAGCAGCAGCAGCAGCAGCAGCAGCAGCAGCAAGAGUAG
Messenger RNA from Eimeria acervulina, 2523 nucleotides. RefSeq names its product calcium/calmodulin-dependent 3',5'-cyclic nucleotide phosphodiesterase, putative. NCBI's taxonomy places the organism in Eukaryota, Apicomplexa, Conoidasida, Eucoccidiorida, Eimeriidae. The transcript has 6 exons. The record is from RefSeq and is a predicted model, not a curated record. The coding region runs from base 1 to 2523 and encodes 840 amino acids.